CCGGCGCUGUCAGCCACAGUCAUACGUGUUGCUUUUAGUCCCAGUGGACGGAGUUUCUCUGACAAACACCGACCGACAGCCGCAGCAGCAGCAGCAGGAGCAGCAGCAGUAGGAGCAGGAGCAGAGGUGAUGCAGCAGCAGCAGCAGCAGCAGCGACACUGCAGAGCCUCAGCACUUUGACUUCACUGCUUCACUGCAGGUUUCAUGUGUCCCGGCUGGACUCGAUGCCCUGAAGAGGAGCGCGCGUCGACACGGGAGAUUACAGAGAAUACGGUUAAAACAUCCAGGCGUCUGUCAAUGGACACAGUGACGACCACGUAAAGGAAAGAAGAAGAAGAAAUACAUAAAAAUAAAAAUAAAAAUUACAACCACACACGGGAAGAGACGCCGACUAAGCCGCAGACAUGGAUGUGACGGCGGAUCAGCCUCGCUGGAUGCACCACGCCGUGCUCAACGGACAACACCCGGACUCUCACCACCCAGGCCUGGGUCACAACUACAUGGAGCCCACGACGCAGCUCCUGCCUCCGGACGAGGUGGAUGUUUUCUUUAACCACCUGGACUCACAGGGGAACCCGUACUACCACAACUCCGCCCGGGCCAGAGUGUCCUACAGCCAGGCUCACGCUCGACUGACGGGGACUCAGGUGUGCCGGCCUCACCUCAUCCACAGCCCGGGCAUUUCGUGGCUGGACGGGGGCAAAGCCACGCUCUCGGCUCACCACCACCACCACCACCACAACGCCUGGGCCGUCAGUCCCUUCAGCAAACCCAGCCUCCACCACCCGGGCUCGGCCUCCCCCGGCGGCCUCUCCGCGGUCUACCCGUGCAGCAGCAACUCCAACACCGUCUCCGCUCCGUCGUUAACGCCGCCGUCCCACAGCAGCCCCCAUCACCUGUACACGUUCCCCCCGACGCCGCCGAAGGACGUGUCGCCAGACCCGGGCGCCGCGUCCCCCUCCUCCUCCUCCGUCAGCAGAAUGGACGAGAAGGAAUCUAUCAAAUACCAAAUGUCGCUGACGGAGGGGAUGAAGAUGGAGGGCUCCAGCCCGCUGAGGAGCAGCCUGGCCUCCAUGAGCGCGCAGACCCCCUCCACCCACCACCCCAUACCCACGUACCCGACCUACUCCCUCCCCGCUGCCCACGAGUACGGCGGCAGCCUGUUCCACCCGGGCAGCCUCCUGGGAGCAUCGUCCAGCUUCAACCCCAAAAACAAAGGCAAGGCACGUUCCUGCACCGAGGGCCGUGAGUGUGUGAACUGCGGCGCCACCUCCACGCCUCUGUGGAGACGCGACAGCACUGGACACUACCUGUGCAACGCCUGCGGCCUGUACCACAAGAUGAACGGCCAGAACAGACCACUCAUCAAACCCAAACGCAGGCUGUCUGCGGCCAGACGAGCAGGCACCUGCUGUGCUAACUGUCAGACGACCACUACCACACUGUGGCGGCGCAAUGCAAAUGGUGACCCAGUGUGCAACGCCUGCGGCCUGUACUACAAACUACAUAACGUCAACCGGCCUCUGACCAUGAAGAAGGAGGGAAUACAGACUCGCAACAGGAAAAUGUCCAACAAAUCCAAAAAGAGCAAGCGAGGCGGCGACAGCUACGAGGAGUUCUCCCCCUUCAGUGCUGCCUCUCUGGCCGGACACAUGUCCAUGGGCCACUUGCCACCUUUCAGCCAUGCUGGACACAUGCUCCCUACACCCACCCCAAUCCACCCAACAUGGUGACAGCCAAGGGCUUAGUGGGUGAGGAGGGGGGAGGAGGGGGGGGGAUGGCAUAGAGCUACUUGUUUCUGUAAAGGGGUCUCAAUAUAAGGACCGUGGGGGACACUGUUAUGGACAUGCACCUUUAUUGUACUUGUUUCUUGGUUAUGACGGUGGUACUGUAUGUUGGAUUUUAAAAUUAUUGUUGGAGCAAAUUGCAUUUUUUUAAAUUCUAUCUAUAAAUAACUACAACUCCUGUUUCCAGAAAAGUUAAAAACACACAAAAAAAAAAUUUUUUUUUUUUUACCACAAAUUUUGUCCAGGCAAAUGUAUAUAUUUUACUUGCUUGUUUGUUAAAUCGUAACAACUUUUAUACUUCAAACGUCGGAGUUUGGUUUUUGUUCGUAGCUUCUUUGAUUAGCAAGUUCAAAGGUAUGACGUCUGGAUGUCGAAUUAAGACAUGAAAGGAGCAUCAACCAUCGGUCGGAUUCUGUACGAGUCACCGCAGCACGGUGCAUGUUCAACCGACUGACCUGCCUGCAGUCCAGAUCUGUCUGCGAUUGAAAAUGUCUGACACCGUGGACUGAUAAAAAAAACUAAAACUUUGUCUUUAUUUUAAUAAAGUCUGAUAAAAGUAACGUUUUCAAACGGUUUAACAAAGAAAAUGAAAUAUGAAACAUUCAAAUUUUUUUUUUUGGGUCACAUUUCUAGAAAGAAAAGCAACUUUCCUGGAAAUAGGUCUUGAGUUAUUUGUGGUGAAAUCUUCUGCCUCCCGUCAACCAGGGACACGGUCGUGUAAAUGAAAUAAAAACGUCACCACAGCUCACAGUUUUGCUCCAACAACCUCCACUGGUUUCCCGACUGUCUGUGAUGUGGUCUAUAUAACUGUGAAUAUUGUAAAUACGGUGGACUGUGAGUGGAGGCGCGGCUGUGUGUCACAGAGCAGCGCUCACACUCACAACAAAGAUGUGCUGGAUCUCUUUUUUUUUAAUUAUUAUUAUUAUUAUUUUAUUAUUAUUAUUUGGCUCAUGGACACUUUUGAAGAAAUCGUUUUUUCCCCAAAAGAAAUGAGCAAAAACAAAAGUCUUUAUGGAAACCCUAAUUUGACACUGUUUAUUAUAAUUAUUGUUAUAAUGGUUAUUAUUGUUAUUCAGAUAAUUUAUUUUUACUGCCUGUGUUCUUUGAAUAUAUCACCUGAAUCUUAUGGAUACUGCUAUCCCAGUUAUGAAUAUAUUUUUAGCUGAUGUGGUUUCUCUCUGAGCUGGUCGACAUUUAUACUCAUACGAAAUAAAGAAAUCGAGUUCAUCAUCCAA
Cynoglossus semilaevis (tongue sole) is the source of this 3022-nucleotide messenger RNA. RefSeq names its product GATA binding protein 2b (gene gata2b). Gene Ontology annotation, biological process: positive regulation of transcription by RNA polymerase II; positive regulation of miRNA transcription; positive regulation of angiogenesis. Gene Ontology annotation, cellular component: nucleus. Gene Ontology annotation, molecular function: RNA polymerase II cis-regulatory region sequence-specific DNA binding; zinc ion binding; DNA-binding transcription factor activity, RNA polymerase II-specific. The coding region runs from base 405 to 1733 and encodes 442 amino acids. The transcript has 6 exons. Lineage: Eukaryota; Metazoa; Chordata; Actinopteri; Pleuronectiformes; Cynoglossidae. The record is from RefSeq and is a predicted model, not a curated record.